AUGGCCAUCCACAAGCUUUUCAUUGCUUCCGUCUUAGUCUCUGUUCUUCUUCUUCAAGUUGGCCAAGCCGACCAGAUGGUACCGAAUCGUUCUGGUCUUCAUCUUUGUUGUGCAGACUGCGGUGGAGCCUGUGUCGCCAGGUGUCAGCGGUCGUCGAGGCCUCAUCUUUGCCAGAGGGCUUGCAGGACGUGCUGCGCCCGCUGCAACUGCGUCCCUCCGGGCACCUCCGGCAACCUUGACGCCUGUCCAUGCUACGCCAACAUGACCACCCGCGAUGACAAGCGCAAGUGUCCCUGAGACGCUGGACGGGCUUCCUUUUUCUUUCGACACCAAAAACUCAAGCUUGUGCGAUUGCUGCUAAUUAUUAUGGGGAUGUUGUUGUUGUUGUAGUAGUAAUUUCAUGGAAGCUCAUUAAGAAGUUGAUUGCAAAUGCAAAUUCACCGUAUCUCAGCAAUUUAUCUGUAAUAUGUC
Messenger RNA from Rhodamnia argentea, 471 nucleotides. RefSeq names its product snakin-2-like. Lineage: Eukaryota; Viridiplantae; Streptophyta; Magnoliopsida; Myrtales; Myrtaceae. The coding region runs from base 1 to 297 and encodes 98 amino acids. The record is from RefSeq and is a predicted model, not a curated record. The transcript is spliced from 2 exons.